UUUAUCUACAUGAUAAUUAUUGGCUCAUUAAUGACCCGGAAGUACUCAAAACAAAACGACAAGGCAGGAGGAGAGAACGAAAAAUAUCAAUGGGAGUAACUUGUGUGUGUCCGGUUCCUGUGACGGAGGGAAAGAGUGUGCAGCAGACAGUGGACAUCCUGCAUAAGAAACUGGAGCAGCUGGGUGCUGUGAAGCAGGGCAGCUUCUGUGUGGACUGUGAGACUUACCAGUCUACAGGAAAUCCAGGCGGCCAGCCCUCCAAACUCUUAUAUGUGAUGCACAACUCUGAAGUUCCCCUGAGCUGCAUGGCUCUGUUUGAGGGAGGACCCUGCCUGACAGCAGACGCAAACUUUGACGUCCUUAUGGUGAAGCUGAAAAGUCAUUUCCAGAACGCCAAGGGACACAAAGUGGAGUGCCGUGGCUCGAGAUAUCGCUACUGUGACUUCUUGAUCAAAGUCGGCACAGUCACAAUGAGCUCCAGCGCCAGGGGGAUAUCUGUGGAGGUAGAAUAUUGUCCCUGUGUGGUCCCAGGGGACUGCUGGAACCUCAUGAGGGAGUUCAUACAAUCCUUUCUUGGCAACAACGUUCCAGAACUUCCAACCGUGUUUGCUGCCAAACCUGAGGGUCUCUUUGCUCCAGCGGACUGUGUUGACACCAUGACUCAGUACCUGGAGCUGUUCAACAAACUUCGUAAAUUACAGAUCCCUGCAAGCAAUGUGCGUUGAAUCUGCAGCAUAGUUUUUUUUUUAUUACUGUGUUCAUAUGUUUGUUCUGGUCCCAUGGAUCAGUCUGACAGCUUAAGAGUUGUUGCAAGCCUGCUGUUUAUUUAGCUGUAGCUUCAACUUUGCAUUAAUCUCCCUAACUUGUUGAAAGCCUUUUAUAAUAAAAUAAUUUGAAAAAAACCACUUAAUUUUAAAAAGUAUCUAGAGUCUAUGUUUUUACUUUUAUGCUCAUUUUUCAACAUCCUGAUGAAAGGUGAGUGUAUUAAAUACUAAUAUGCAAGCAAGGUUCUUCAUAAUAUGAUAGAAAAAGUCUUACAUGCAUUGUAUUUUUAUACAAGUGCUAUAAAUAAUUUGGGCGUGUUUUUUUUUUAUUAUUAUAAGGAAGCAGAGACAAUAUUACUAUAAUGAAACUUCAAAAACCUUAAUGGUUGGUCACAUUUUGAGUGUUCUUCUAGAAAGACUGAAACUGAUUAUGUUUUUACAAUAAUCAACCAUUUCAUAGACAAUACAGGCACAAAUAUAAUAAAUUAGGGGUAAUUCUAGGUUAAAAAAUAAAUGAAUAGAUGGUAAAUUACUUUAAGGAAAUAUCUAUGACAGUAUUAUUUUUUUUACAAAUGUAGUUUUGAUUAAAACAUUUUUUUUUCUAGUAUUUAAUUUCAACAUAAACAAUGAUGUAGAAUUCAAAAGAAUGGAUAUCCCUUGUCAAUUAGUAGGGAAAUGUAGGUUUACCAGCAGCAAGUUGAAGGUAAAUGGAAGAAUGCAUAUUCACACAAAGGUAAAAGAUAUGAGAACAAGAAACUUCAAAGUGAGGAUAAAUUUACAACACAAGAAAAAUAAUUGUUGUGUGCAGUAAUUAAAACUGCACAUUCAAAGAAAUGUGUAACUGAGUAUGAGAAUUUAAGGAAUUGUUCAACAUGUCCAUGUAAUGGUGGUAUCUGUGGUUUUGUCAGUUGAGUAAAUAAGCUGAUUCAAAUUAUUUGAAACUGGAAAGGAAAUAGGAUGGACUUUCUUAAAUUUCCCCAGAGGGACAGAAUAUUUUAGUGUUCAAAUCUGCUGUGAUUGUGUACACCAUUCUCACACAAGUAUUUAUACCACUGUCAUCUGUUCAUAUUUUUUUUAUGUUAGUCUAAAAGUUUCAUUUAUUUUAUUGGUGUUUCAUUUCAUAGAUCAAAAUAAACCCAUACACAACUGCAUAAAUGAA
Messenger RNA from Gambusia affinis (western mosquitofish), 1923 nucleotides. RefSeq names its product mediator complex subunit 20 (gene med20). Gene Ontology annotation, molecular function: transcription coactivator activity. The record is from RefSeq and is a predicted model, not a curated record. Bases 90 to 725 code for a protein of 211 amino acids. Gene Ontology annotation, cellular component: mediator complex. The transcript is spliced from 4 exons. Gene Ontology annotation, biological process: regulation of transcription by RNA polymerase II. NCBI's taxonomy places the organism in Eukaryota, Metazoa, Chordata, Actinopteri, Cyprinodontiformes, Poeciliidae.